AUGGAGGCCAACCUGUGCCUGCGCGCCUUGCGCAAGCCCCUCACCCCGGCGCAUUCGAGUCAAUUUUUCGCAUUGUACUCUCUUCCAUUGAGAGCUCGCCGCUUCUCGACUCGGAGCUCUGCAACACCUCCAGAGACAACGGACCUGACAACAGACGAUGGCAUCAACCCACCUAGAACGACUCUCCCUCCUCCCCUUGAACUCCCGAUACGGAACCCGACCGAUGGGACCUUUAGCCAUUUAUUCAAGCUCGGCAAGGCGUAUGUUGGCUUCUACAAGACUGGGCUGAAGAACGUGUUCGUAAACCGCAGACUGCUUAAGAACAAGGUCGAAGCCCUGCCUACCGAAGACCGCCCAUCUAUCUUCAAGCCCCACCACAUCCCUCGGGCGUUUUCGAGAUCCGAUUGGAUACUGCUAUGGAGGGUUAGACACGAUAUGGGACGCCUUCCAGUGUUCGCCGUUGUUGUUUUGCUCUUCGAAGAGCUCACGCCGCUGGUCGCGUAUGCUUUCGAGGGUAUCAUGCCCCACACCUGCCGGCUGCCUCAACAUCUUGAAAAGUCUAGAAAGAAAGCCGUAGCUCGGCGCAAGCAUGCUUUCGAGGAGCUCGGAUGGAAGAAUCCCGAUGGAGUCAGCCAGGCUUCUGUCGCACAGGUCCAUAUACUACGCAGUCUAAAUCUGGUCAGCACGCUAUGGGACCGCGUGGGCUUGAUACCACCGGGUCUUUGGCAACUCAGGGGUCGAUCUCAGGUUGCAUUUUUGGAAGUAGAUGAUGCACUGCUUCGCAAGGCUGGCAAGCUCAGCCAGUUGUCAGCGGAAGAGUUGAUGCGGGCGUGCUCUGAGCGCGGUAUUGACCUGGAGCCUUCCCUCGAAGAGGCUGAUGAGCGCAAGAAGGAACAUGAACGGAGGCGCCUUCUUGAGCAGUGGCUUCGACUGACUGACGCACAAGAAUCCGCCGAGCGAAGGCGGAGAAUGGCGGUUCUGUUGACAACUAGACCCGAGAACUGGCCCAAGAAGCCUGACUUCGCUUUGCCUUCAUGGAGCAUCUGA
Scedosporium apiospermum is the source of this 1047-nucleotide messenger RNA. RefSeq lists its product as uncharacterized. Gene Ontology annotation, molecular function: ribosome binding. The record is from RefSeq and is a predicted model, not a curated record. NCBI's taxonomy places the organism in Eukaryota, Fungi, Ascomycota, Sordariomycetes, Microascales, Microascaceae. The transcript is spliced from 2 exons. The coding region runs from base 1 to 1047 and encodes 348 amino acids.